This is a messenger RNA of Adineta ricciae, 1191 nucleotides long. The record is from the annotation of a GenBank genome assembly. Lineage: Eukaryota; Metazoa; Rotifera; Eurotatoria; Adinetida; Adinetidae.
AUGUUUCGGCGUUGUCAGACUAAAGCGAAUAGUAAACAAACGAACAAUAAUGAAGACGCAGAAGAACAGUUUUGCUUAGUACGAUGGUCGAACACAGAAAAUUUCGAUAUUGUGCAAAUGAAUCAAAUUAAAUCGUCUCCAGAAUCGAUCAAAGUCUAUGAAACAUACACAAUACAACACAACGAUGCGCAACGCAAAGGAACGGUCAUUUUAAAAGGAACACGGCGAGAUUGUGAACAACUUCUGCAGAAUGUAACUUUCGGACAGCCAGCUGCUCGCAGCAAAGCUCAAUCAAUGAAAGAAUAUAGCAAUGAUGAAUACAAAACGGCAGUAGUCAAGCAACCACAUCCAGAGAGUGCUGAACAAGCAGCAUCGACUAUUCUUGCUGAAGUACAAGACGAAGAAAAAGACAAAAAGGGAAAUGAAAAAGAGGAGAAGGCCAUUCGUAAUGCAGUAUUGAUGAAAAUUUUACAACUAAUGCUUGCACAUGAGAACUCCGUAGAUGCUGAAAAUGGAGAGUUUCAUAGAGUACGUUUCUUUGCGUGUAGUUCUUCUCCUAUACGAACCGAUCGUUAUAAAUGUUUAAAUUGUGAAAGAGUCAAUCUGUGUUCGCGAUGUUUUGAACGUCGUCGUGAAUCAAAUCGUCAUAAAAGUGGCCAUGUCUUUGCUCAUUUCAAAAUACCCGGUGAAAUCUUCGGUAGAGAAGUUACUGAUGAUGAUGUCACACUAACUAAACUCAGGGAAUUCUAUAAAAAUGAUGUACAUGCUUCGAUUGUUUGUGAUGGAUGUGAUAUGGAAAUUAAAGGUUUAAGAUUUAAAUGUGAUACAUGUGCGAAUUAUGAUUUAUGUUAUCUAUGUUUCGAACAAGGUGCUGCCAGUGGAACACACGAAUCGACUCAUUCGCUUGUUGUUGUACCUGUUCAAGUAGUGCGUGAAAUUCCAGUUAAUGACAUUGAAUUAGGUGAUCAAUUGGGAAAAGGUGCAUUUGGUGCUGUCUACAAAGCUAAAUGGUUAUCGAAAAAUCGUCCGGUAGCGUGUAAAGUCAUUUUUGUACCUCCGACAAUGAAUGCCAAUACGCUUGAGAAGAGUUUCUUAAAAGAAAUUGCUGCUUACACAGAACUAUCCGGUGCUUAUAUUUUAAAAACAUACGGUUUCUCAACAUCAAAGAAUGAGAAAGUUUGGCUAGUUUAA